AUGCCUCGCCGCGAAGAUUUCGAGAUCGCGAUAGUCUGCAGCUUGCCGCUUGAAUACGAUGCCGUGUCCCUUGUUUCCGACGAAGUUUGGAAAGAGGAUAGAGAAAACAACGACUGCAAGACAGGCCGUAUUGGCGAGCAUAAUGUUGUCCUGGCUCUACUUCCUGGCAUGGGUAAAGCGAGUGCCGCAAGCACAGCAGCCAACAUCCGUUCGAGCUAUCGCCAUGUACGGCUUUGCUUUCUUGUCGGGGUCUGUGGCGGUGUGCCCCAGACUGGCAGCAAGGAAAUUCUGUUGGGUGACGUGGUGGUCAGCAAGGCCAUUGUCUCAUACGAUUUUGGCAGGCAAUAUCCCGACGGGUUUACGCUUAAGGAUGGCAUUGAAAGCAAUACGGCGGGGCCAGACAGAGAUAUCCGCAAACAGCUAGCCAUAUUUGAGACAAGUGAUGGCCGUUUCCGACUUCAAGAAGAGGUUGCCAGUUUCCUCGAAAAGCUUCAGGCCAAGGCGACACAGCAGAGGUGUGGAGCAAAAUAUAGUUAUCCUGGAACGGACGAAGACAGGCUUUUCAAGCCAGAGUAUCGCCAUAAACACCGUAUAUCUCCUACAUGUAUCUGCAGCAAAUGCGAGAAGGGAUCUGACCCCGUAUGCGAAGAUGCUGUCAAGUCCUCGUGCCAUGAUCUAGGAUGUGCGGACCAAUACCUCGUCCCAAGAAGGCAGCUUAAUAGGAAGCUAGAAGGCGAGAUCAAGAAGGCUCAAGAUCCAAUCAUCCAUAUUGGAAUCGUUGGAUCGGGAGACAGAGUUAUCAAAUCUGGGGAACAUCGUGAUAGCAUUGCCAAGCCAAAAAGCAUCAUCGCCUUUGAGAUGGAAGGUGCCGGGAUCAUGGAAGAGAUUCCUUGCGUGGUAGUCAAAGGAGUGUGCGAUUAUGCAGACUGCCACAAGAGCAAGAAAUGGCAAGAUUUUGCAGCGGCUACUGCGGCGUCUGCGCUACAGGCCAUCUUGGGAUACAUGCCACCAGCCAAGAGCCGAAAAUACUCUGUCGAGCAAGUCCUGCGAGAGGGCCAUUUCCUUGUCCCGUUUGGGCGAAACGAGAGUUUCGUCGGGCGAGAAGAUAUCCUGCAGCGGCUUAUCACGAGAAUCACCCCAGGUGCUAAUACGGAUGACUGUCAGAGGACGGCUGUCGAAGGCCUCGGAGGCAUCGGCAAGACCCAGAUCGCACUUGAGAUCGCGUUUCGCCUUCACGACGCCCACCCUAGCUGUUCCAUCUUCUGGGUCCCGGCCGUGGAAGCCGCUGGAUUCGAGAAAGCCUACCACGAGAUUGGCCAGAGCCUAGGGGUAGUAGGAAUCGACGAGGACUCGGCCGACGUGAAGACUCUCGUAAAUGCCGCGUUGAGCCGCAAGGAUGCAGGAGCAUGGCUGCUGAUUGUUGACAACGCUGACGACACAGAUCUCCUCUGUGGUCCGGCAGGGCUACUAAACUCUCUUCCAUUUAGCAGAAUGGGCUCGAUUCUUUUUACGACGCGGAACCAUCAGGCUGCGGUCGAGCUAGAUAUUCCAGAGACUGGCAUUGUCAGUAUGCCGGAAAUGAGCCAAACGGAAGCAACCGAGCUGCUACAGAGGAGCCUGAAAGAGAGUCAAACACAGGAUACCGCAAGCUUGACGAGCCUCCUCGAUUUCCUCGCUUACCUGCCUCUUGCGAUUAAGCAGGCGUCGGCCUAUAUGGCUAAGACAGGAAUGGCGAUACCUAGGUAUCUUCAGCACUGCCGGUCUAGCGACAAGAAUUUGAUCAAACUGUUGAGCAAAGACUUUGAGGACCGUGGCCGCUACAGGGGCAUCAAAAAUGCAGUGGCCACGACUUGGUUGAUUUCCUUUGAGCAAAUCUCGCGGGAUUACCCACUUGCCAUACAGUACCUGCGAUCUAUGUGUUUCCUUGCCGAGAAGGAAAUCCCUGCAUCUCUGGUGUGGACAGCCGAUGAUGGACUGGAGGCGGACGAGGCGAUGGGGGCGCUGAAGGCGUAUGCGUUCAUCGCCGAGCGAGCAGGCCAAGGGCUGUAUGACAUGCACAGACUCGUUCGAUUAGCAAUACACAGUUGGUUAGAAAAUGGUGGAGAGUUUGAAACAUGUGUUACGGCUACGCUACGUCAACUCGACAAAGUGUUUCCCUCUCCUGAAUAUGAAAAUCGGGCUGACUGGGUACAAUAUUUGCCGCAUGCGUUAACUGCGUUAAAUUUCAGAGAGUAUUCAACUGACAGCAUGGCUGAAUCGAAUCUUCUCUUUAAAGUGGCUCAGAGUAGUUAUCUCCUCGGCAAAUAUCAGGAGGCAGAGAGUUUCUACGAUCAGGUACUGGAACUACGGACUAAGGUGUUAGGCGCCGAGCAUCCUGACACGCUGCUGAGCAAAAACAACUUCGCAAACACGCUUUAUAGCCAGAGAAAAUAUGACAAGGUCGAGGUGAUACAUCGGCAAAUACUGGAACUACGGACUAAGGUGUUAGGCGCCGAGCAUCCCGACACGCUUAGAAGCAUGACCAACAUCGCAAGUAUGCUUCAUAGCCAGAGGGAGUAUGACGAGGCCGAGGCAAUUUUUCGGCAGGUACUAGAACUACAGAUUAAGGUACUAGGCGCUGAGCAUCCUGACACGCUUAGAAGCUUAGCCAAUCUUGGAAUUGUGCUUCAUAGCCAGGGGAAAAUUGACGAGGCCAAGGCAAUUUACCAGCAGGCACUGGGAAUACAGACUAAUGUGCUGGGUUCUGAGCAUCCUGACACUCUUCAGAGCAUGAGCGAGCUUGCAAUUGUGCUUCAUAGCCAGGGGAAGAGUGACGAGGCCAAGGCAAUUUACCAGCAGGUACUGGGAAUACAGACUAAGGUGCUGGGUUCUGAGCAUUCUGAUACACUAUGGAGCAGGCGCAGCCUCGCAAUUGUGCUUUAUAAAUUAGGAAAAAAGGACGAGGCUAAGGCAAUUUACCAGCAGGUACUGGAAAUACAGGCUAAGAUGCUGGGUUCUGAGCAUCCUGAGACACUCUCAACUGAGAGUUACUUUUUAAAGGGCCGCAGUCGAGUCGUAAGCGCCAAAGCAGCACCAUACAUAUAUCACUGGUUCAAGGGUGUAUCUCGAGUGCUGAGACUCCUGUAGUUUAAACAAGUUUGCUAUGUUGCGAGUUCUCGUCAUAUCUACCUCAUACACAGCUACCCAAUUGUACCAGAGGAAACAUUUUUUAAGUAUUUAUAAAGUUCUAAAAUUCCCCAAAGGCUUUUCCAUUGCGUUAUACUUUGUGUGUAACUUUCAAUUCACUUGUUAUCUCGCUGUUUAAGCCUGCGUCUCAGCCUGAGAUAGGCAACAGCUGAGCUAGUAAGAUAAAAUGUUUAAGUGCCAUGUAAAAGUAAUCCGAGAUAAUAAAGAGAUAAAGCAGCGAAAAAAGCGAGAUAAUUCUUUUGUUUUAAUGUAUAUAGCAAAUCUUCCUUUCGAUUUCCUUUUGGUGGAUUUGAAGACUGAAACUGGAAGACGCUAUUUCCAUCAUCUGAUUCCGUGCCCUAUUCUCGUUCCACAUGCAAGUUCUUGCACUCGUCGCCGUAUUUGCACGUUCCGCUCCGAUAAAACUUGCAUUUCUGCUGCUUCUUUGUUGGUGAGCCAGAGUGAGAAUCCCAUAUUGGCGUUGCCGUUACUCUCCAGUCUCUGGAGGCGCCCUUGGUCGACCCAGCCCCGGAUCGAGGCGAUUGAUGACCAGGAGAAUCCUGAGCUGGAACUGGCUGAAACAAGCCAGGAAUCUUCUCAAUUCCCAUAUCUAAUUGCUUGUAAUCAUCUUGAAACUUGAUAUCAGUUGAGGUCACCAGCGUGAACCGGUCUCUGAUGCCCGAAUAUGUCGUCAAAUCAGCAAUGUACCCGCUGUCGUGACAGCCCGCGAAAAAGAUGUGCUUGCACUGCGGGUUCGUGGCAUAUAGAUUGAGUGCAGCGCGCAGCUUCAAAUCAGCCGUCUCUUCCCACUCUCCGACGUCGACAAAGUCGAAGAGCCCAUGAGACCUGUUGAAGCCGGCGACAAACGGAGCGAGGGAUCGCUUCUCGGGACCUACCAAGCGUGCUUUGUAGAGAGUCUUGGAUAAGCCGGCAAUGUCUGCAUAUACUCGCACCAUGAUCUGGCAGUGCUCGAGGUCUUUUGCCUUGAGGCUGUCCAUGAUAGACUCGGUGAGGAGUUGUGCUGCAGUUCGUCCACCCUCAGCACCGUCGCUCACUAAGCUUUCGUGGAAGACGUAAGCAUCGCCGUCAACCAGGAUAAGCACAAAAGGAUUCCCGCCUUGGCCUUUGGACAGCUGUUUGUAUCUUUCUCUACCCUCACGCUCUUCUUCAUAAUCGCUCUUGAGGCGCUUAUAAUUCUCAAGCAAAACGGCAUAUCGGUCCAGUAUGUUGGGCAGCGUGGUGCUAAUACGGAACUGAGCCAACUGGAUGGCCGCUUGUUCAAGGUCAUCAUCGUUGAGCAUUAUAGCCUCUGCGAGUUACGACCGUGUAAAAAAGGUAGUGAUGAGGCCAGUGUUGACGAAAUAAUGCAGGCUGGUGGCGAGCUUCUCUUCUUAGUUUUGCGCUUCUUGAGAAACGCUUAUAUGGAAGUGACAACUUG
Messenger RNA from Trichoderma atroviride IMI 206040, 4603 nucleotides. The record is from RefSeq and is a predicted model, not a curated record. Lineage: Eukaryota; Fungi; Ascomycota; Sordariomycetes; Hypocreales; Hypocreaceae.